UUGGUGCGGUUGAGAAUUUUAUUAUGAAAUUUUGAAACUAUAUGUUUAUGGAUCGAGUACCAUUAUUUGCUACAGAUAACAGCUUUUUCAUACAUAUAUGUGGAGAAACUUGCAAUUAUACUUCCUCAUUUCCUAUAUACUAUGUUUGUUGGAUAUUGUUGCUGAUGUAAACCUCAAUAUGCUUUUGAGGAUAUGUUUUUAGUGUCUAAACCCUAAACCCAGUUUCUUAAGUUAUUUAGGUAAAGUAAACUGUGGGCAUAUAUCAAGUACAAAGCAUGCUGAGUUUGUCUGAGAUUCUGAAAAGUACAAAGCAUUGGGGAGCAGAAGAUGAUUCGAGAAGCCAAUGGCGACCCCAACAAGGCUAACAAGCCGUUCAUGCGCUCCUCAUCGAGCAACCCCAAUAAAUGUAUAUUUAAUUGUCUAUUAGUUAAUUGUUCUAUUUUAUUGUUAUGGUUAUGUGGUUGCCUUUUAUUUGCAGAUUGAUUUCUUCACAGAGUUCAUCAGUUGCUUCUUCUACGACGUCGUUUGGGAGCUCGAAGAAGAUGGUGUGGGUUUGGACGGAGAGCAAGCAGGUCAUGACGACCGCCGUGGAGAGAGGCUGGAACACCUUCCUGUUUCAGAGUCAGAAACUCGCCGAUGACUGGUCUUGUGAGCUUAUGAAAUUUGAGUACCAAAAGAAGGUCGCCUCGCUGAGCAAGCUAAAGAAAUGUAGUACUAACUCAGAAGCAUUGGAGAAAUCAAGAGCAGCAGUGAGUCAUCUGCAUAUAAGAUACAUAGUUGACAUGCAAUCCAUGGACCCAACAGUAUCAAAGAUAAACUCUUUUACUUUCAGCCUGUUGCAGGGUUUGGGAAUAUCUAGUGAAAUGUUGCCUAAAGAGUCACUAAGUGAUCAAGCAUGGAAUACCAAGCAAUGAAGCAAAAUAUAUUUUAUUUCAUCAUGUAAAUUCAGCUAGCUAUGAAACUUUAUACCAAUGACAUAAUACUUGGAUUCAAUAUUUGGUGGAUAUAUUGGAAUUUUAUUGAUGUAUCACAUUGCUUUUGGUGUAAAUAUUAAUCAUUGUUCAUU
Rosa rugosa (rugosa rose) is the source of this 1066-nucleotide messenger RNA. RefSeq lists its product as uncharacterized. Bases 450 to 914 code for a protein of 154 amino acids. The record is from RefSeq and is a predicted model, not a curated record. Lineage: Eukaryota; Viridiplantae; Streptophyta; Magnoliopsida; Rosales; Rosaceae. The transcript has 3 exons.